This is a messenger RNA of Penicillium lagena, 768 nucleotides long. RefSeq names its product mitochondrial 54S ribosomal protein mL57. Lineage: Eukaryota; Fungi; Ascomycota; Eurotiomycetes; Eurotiales; Aspergillaceae. Gene Ontology annotation, biological process: mitochondrial translation; RNA processing. Gene Ontology annotation, molecular function: structural constituent of ribosome; ribonuclease III activity. The coding region runs from base 1 to 768 and encodes 255 amino acids. The transcript has 3 exons. Gene Ontology annotation, cellular component: mitochondrial large ribosomal subunit. The record is from RefSeq and is a predicted model, not a curated record.
AUGGCUUCGACUGUGUCUGCUCGCGCGGCCAGGUCCGCCUGCAUCGCCGCGCGCACUGUCCGGCCCGUCGUGCCCACACUCUCUCGCCCCCUAUCCACGUCCACGGACGGCGCGCCGACCAGUGAAUCCGACAAGCCCCGAUGGUCCUACACUCCGCCGCGCGCAAAGGCGCCUUUCUCCCUCCGAAUGAAGGCCAACCGCGUGCACUGGCCUGUCAACUCCGACCCGGCUCUUCUCGACCUGUUCUAUAUCCGGAUGCUGGGGAAUGGUGGUGACAAGAUGCUCUCGGAGGAGCUGAAGUGGCUCACAGUGACCCAUAAGAGUUUCGAUCAAGGACGCAGAGGAUUCAAUGAUCGACUGGCCUUUCUAGGAAAACGGAUCGUGCAAUUGCAGGCCUCGCUGGCUCUCGUCCAAAACCCCGAGACGACCCCCGAGAGACCCCUGACCGACAAAUUUGGUCGCACGAUAUUCUCCCACCCGGCAUUGGACGGACUGCACAAUAUUUCCCUCGAGAAGAAGAGCUUCCUCACGGAUCGGAAAAAGCUAGCAGACGUGGCGCGAAGCUACGAUCUGGAGAAGGUGAUCCGAUGGAAUCCGAAAGAUCCCGAAGGACCCAAUGGCUUGAAGACCUCCGGCUUCGAUUUGGUGUUGGCACACACUCUGUACGCCGUGAUCGGGGCGCUCUCGUUGGAGCAGGGUGGACAAGUCGCCAGCAAGGUAGCCAAGGAGCGGAUUCUCGCUCCCCUAGGCAUCAAGUCGGUGUCUUAA